Messenger RNA from Pogoniulus pusillus (Red-fronted tinkerbird), 4770 nucleotides. RefSeq names its product ring finger protein 169 (gene RNF169). Gene Ontology annotation, molecular function: ubiquitin-protein transferase activity; nucleosome binding. Lineage: Eukaryota; Metazoa; Chordata; Aves; Piciformes; Lybiidae. Gene Ontology annotation, biological process: double-strand break repair. The coding region runs from base 1 to 2052 and encodes 683 amino acids. The transcript has 6 exons. Gene Ontology annotation, cellular component: site of double-strand break; nucleus. The record is from RefSeq and is a predicted model, not a curated record.
AUGGCGGCGGCGGCGGCGGGCGCGGGCGGCAGGGCCGCGCUGCAGCGGGGGCGGCGGCGCCGCAGGCGGGAACGGCCCCGGGCGGCCGCCGGGACGGAGGGAGCGGAAGAAGAGGAAGAUGAGGAGGAGGAGGAAGGCGAAGCGGCGGCGGAGUGCCCGCUGUGCCGGCAGGCUCUGCGGGAGGCGGUGACGCCGCCCUGCCGCCACUCGCUGUGCCCUGCCUGCUUCCAGCGCUGCCUGCAGGGCCCCGGGCUCUGCUGCCCGCUCUGCCGCGGCCGCUUCUCCGCCAGGGCCCGGCGGCAGCAGGCCACCGGCGACACCGCGGACGCCACGGCGGGAGGAGGAGGAGGAGAGCAGCGGCAGCCGGAGCAAGACUUUGUGUUCAGAGCCCCCAUUAAGCUGAGGAGGCCUGGGGAGCUCCGGGAGGAGCAUGAGAGCCACCUGAGGAAGCUGAGAGAAGAAAAACUCCAAGAAGAAAAAUCUUCUGAGGACCUGCUCCACAAAUUGGUUCUGGAUGAGCUGGAAGGUGGCAAAAGGAAAAUGGAGGAGCAGCAGAAGAAGGAGGAAGCUCUGGGGCUGAGGGUCAACCAGGAGGCUCUCCCUGAGCGCCUCUCGGACUCGGAGAACGAGGAACCCCCCCAGGGCAGGCACAGCCACGGCCACCGCUCGGCUUUCGUCUCCAAGAGCACUGCCUACUCCUUGGCCUUCCUCUCAGGGAACCUGAGCUCCAAGGUGGAAAGGAGUCGGAGCUGCACCGACACCGUUCAGGAGAGGUCAAAGAGCAGGCAGAGAUCAGCCCCAGCCAACAAGAGCAAGGUGCCAGGUGUCAGCAGCACCUCAGCCCCCCUGCUGGGGGUCCUCUCCUCCACGCAGAACCAUCGCUGCCUCUCUGCUCCGGACCUGAGCGGGGCUGAGAAGCGUCAAGUCCUCAACCCUGUGUCCUCCUUCUCUGCCCUCCAGAGGGGGCCCGAGAGGUCGAUCAGCCCCGAAAGCAACGACAGCAUCUCGGAGGAGCUCAACCACUUCAAACCUAUCGUCUGUUCCCCUUGCACCCCUCCCAAAAGGCUUCCUGAUGGGAGGGUUUUGAGCCCUCUCAUCAUCAAAUCCACGCCCAGGAACCUCAACCGGAGCCUCCAGAAGGCGACCACCUACGAGGCCAGCCCCAGGAUCCUGAAGAAGUGGGAACAGAUCUUCCAGGAGCGGCAGAUCAAAAAGACUCUUUGCAAAGCCACCCUCACCUCCUCGGCCUCGGAGCCAGGAGAAGACAUUCCCGAGGUCACCAACUCCAGUGGUGGCACUAAAGAGCAGCCCCAAGUUCGGGCUGAUCACCACCACCACCUCCUCCUUCCACCUGACCCUCGCCCCGAGCUGGAGUCGUCUGCUCCUUCCAUCAGUGCAAGCAGGCUGGGAGGAGGGAGCGAGGAGAAGAAAGCUGCCCCAGCCUUGCCAGCAGAGGACAUGGCCGAGGAGCCAGGCAGCAGGUCCAGUGUCACCACCCAAAACCCACCAGAGGUCCCAGGCCUCAAAGUCAGCCCUUUGCUGGACAAACCUUGCCUUGGCCUUGGCCCCAAAGCGCUCAGCAGGAGGCUGCUGGGGGUCACCUCCUCGCUACCUGACGGCGGCACCCUGGGGAUGCCUCUGAAGGCAGCAGGCAAGAAGCAGCUGAAGUUCCUGCACAGCAGUGAGGUGCUCAAUGUGCAGACCACCACCAGCAGCAGCAGCAGCACCUGCAGCUCCGUGGAGAACAUCGUGGGGGACCAAGGCCCUGCCCUGCGCCGGGGCCGCAAGAGGCGCUGCAAGACCAAGCACCUGGAGCACGCUGCCAACGGCGCCAUCAAGAGGCUGAGGCAGGGUGGGGAGGUGACCUCCUUAGCUCCUGAGGAGCGCUUGGUCCUGGAGAUGGAGCAGAAGGUGCAGCAGGAGGAGGAGGACAGGAGGUUAGCCCUGCAGCUGCAGAGGAUUUUCGACAGCGAGAACAGGACGCUGGAGAGGAGGAAAGUCAGGGUGGAGCGGUACCUGCUGAGGUCCAAGAGCACUCUGGGGGCUAAGUAGCACUUGGGGGACCAUGUUGCCUUGCUAGGGGACAGGGAGGUGGCCUUCUGGAGGACAGGGAGGUGGCCUCUCUAGGGGACAGUGAGGAUGCCUCUCUAGGGGAUGAUGAGGUUGCCUUUUAGAGGAUGAUGAAGUUGCCUUCUAGAAGACAAAGUCACCUCAUCAGCUUCUAGAAGGUGGCCCUCUAGAGGACAGUGAAGUGGCCCUCUAGAGGACAGUGAAGUGGCCUUCUAGAAGUUGAAGUUGCCUUCUGGAAGAUGCUGAAGUUGCCUUCAAGAGGACAAGGAGGUUACCUCUAGAGGAGGAUGAGGCUGCCUCCAGUGGACAGUGAAGUUGCCUUCUGGAAGAGAAGUCACCUGCUAGAGGACAAAGAGGUUGCCUUUCUAGAAGAGGAUGAAGUUGCCUUCUAGAGGAGGAUGAGGUUGCCUCUCUAGAGGACAAGGAGGUUGCCUUCUAGAAGAGAACUCACCUUCUAGAAGAAGAUGAAGUUGCCUUUUAGAAGAUGAAGUUGCCUUCUAGAGGACAAGGAGGUUGCCUCUAGUGGACACUGAGGCUGCCUUCCAGAAGAGAAGUCACCUCCUAGAGGAUAAGGAGGUUGCCUUUCUAGAAGAGGAUGAGGUUGCCUUCUAGAGGUCAAGAUUGCCUCUCUAGUGGACAGUGAAGUUGCCUUCUAGAAGACAAGUCACCUUCUAGAGGACAAGAAAGUUGCCUUUCUGGAGGACACUGAGGUUGCCUUCUAGAAGAUGAAGAAGUUGCCUUCUAGAGGACAGUGAGGUUGCCUUUCUCAAAGGUGAUGAAGUUGCCUUCUGGAGGACAACGAAGUUGCCUCUAGAAGACCUUGAGGUUGCCUUUAUAGAGGUUGAUAGAGAUGAUCUGAGAGGAACACUUCUGUCUGUGCUGCCACCCAGCCCAAAGUCUUGGUUGCUUUGGGGUCCUUUGGGUUUGGUGGGGAGAUCUUGGCUGGGCCCAGCUGAGAGAGGAGCCAAGAUCCUGUCAGAUCAAGGCAGAGGAGAGAAAAGAGGCCUCCAACUUCUGGGCCAUAGGUCUGGGAGAAGGCUCUGUUCUCCCCAUGGCUCUGGGAGAAGGCUCUGUUGUCCCCUUGGGUCCAGGAUUGUCCCCAUGGCUCUGGGAGAAGGCUCUGUUGUCCCCAUCAAUACUCUGCAAGGCUUCUACAGGCACUUGGUGACAUUUGGUUGCCCACAUCAAGGCCAGGUUGGAUGAGGUCUGGAGCAGCCUGGGCUCAGUUGGUUGCCCACAUCAAGGCCAGGUUGGAUGAGGCCUGGAGCAGCCUGGGUUAGUGGAAGGUGUCCCUGUCCAUGGCAGGCUGGUUGGAACUGGAUGAUCUUCAAGGUCCCAUCCUUGCCUUGCUGCUUCAACCCACCCAAAGGCAUCAGAGGGUCCACUCAUGCCCGAAAGGGCUUUUUGCUGGCCUGGGAAAUCUUCUCUCUGCCAGCCCCCAGCAGCCUCAGGUCCCACUGAAGGGCUGCUGAGGUUGGGCCAUGCUAGGGAGCAUCAGGCAGGGCUGGCAGCUGGAUGUAUCCCACCAGCUCCACUGGCAGGGGAGGUCUUGGUCUGCUGCCCUCAUGGAGGAAAGCCAAAAGCUGUGGAAGGAAGACAAGAGAAUGGAGGUCAACCAUGCUGGGAGGGCUGGAGGACCUGAGCUGGGUGAGGCCAGGUUGGGAGAGGAGCCUGGAGAGGAACCUGGAGAAGGCUCCAGGGACACCUUCUGGUGGCCUUGCAGGACUGGAAGGGGCCCAGAAGAAGGCUGGGGACAGAGUUUCUGAGCAGGGUCUGUUGGACCAGGCCAAGGAGAAGCUUUGCAGUUAGAGCUGAGGAAGUUCUUCAGCGUGAGGGUGCUGAGAGCCUGUGCCAGGCUGCCCAGACAGGCAGUGGGAGAUGCCCCCUGGCUGGCACCAGCCCAGGGCAGGUUGGUUUGGGGCUCUGAGCUCCCUGCUCUGCUUGGUGCUGCAGGGAGGGGGUUGGACCAGAUGGCCUUGGAGGUCACUUCCAACCAUGGCAUGAGCCCAGGUGGCCUUCAGUAGCUGCUCCCUCUCUGGACUUUCUCUCUUCCUCCUCCUCCUCCUUUGGCCAUUCCCAGGCAAAAGAACUCAACCCAACUUGGUCCUUCAGAGCUGCCCAGCAGAGUAUUCAUUGGGGACUCUUGGUGGCCACAGAGGCCUUCAUCCAUGGUGGAGGCCGUGGAGGUUGGCCACCUCCAACUCACAGGUGACCCUUGGUGGCCACAAGGACCUUUAUCCAAGGUGGUGACCCCAGGGGUUGGCCAUCUCCAACUCGUUGAAGACCCUUGGUGGCCACAGGGACCUUCAUCCAAGGUGGAGGUCAUGGAGGUUGACCAUCUCCAACUCACUGAGGACCCCUCGUGACCACAGUGACCUUCACCCAAGGUGGAGGCCACGAAGGUUGACCCAUGAGGACUCUUGUGAGGACAAAGCAACCAAAGGAGGCCCAAGGGGAGGCCAAGCCUCACGAAUCUCCUCCAGGAGAAGGCUUUGGAGUGCCCAAAGCUCUUUUCCUGCUGUUUGAAUGUUUCUCCUUGAAGGAAAACAAAACCCAACCAAGUGAGGACCUCUUUUCUGCCAGGGCUUUGGUGGAGCUCUGAGAGGACCUCUCUGGAGCUUCACUUCUGCUUCCAAGAAGAUUUUUUUUUUUUACUUUAAGAAAAAGAAGGAAAAAAAAAAAAGAGAGAGAAAAAAUCUA